AUGGAGUUCCUGGAGCGCCUGCCGUACUUCCCGUACCAGAUGGAAGAACACAAGCGGACGCCUGGCAUAGCGCGUGCGCGGAUCUGCGACCUACUACUUCUGGCCGAUCUGGAGUUCUUCGAGAAGGAUGCGAACGCAAGCCUGAACCACGUGGUGAGAAGGAUGAUGCACGCGGUCGCGCAGGCCGAUAUCAUAUUCAGGAACGCCGACUUUGACGAGGACGGGGUGCCUGAUAAUAUUGGUUUUUCAGUGAAAUACAUCCUAGUGCUAACGUCCGAAGACACCAACAUGCGGGUAUUCGGCGAACUCCUGAAGGAGCACUCCAUCGACGGUCGCGAUUACCUGAUGCGGUUCGCUCGGCUGCGGCGCCUAUCAGAAGUCUGUCUCGGAGUCGCCUUCUCAGGACACGCCUUCCAUAAUAGGACGCUUGGGUUGAGCUUCACCUCCCUCGGUGGCGGCAUGGGCGGCGCAGCGGGCGGGCUGUGCGACCGGCGCGCUUACGGGCGCUCCUUCAACACACUGGCCAUCGCCCACGCCACGUCUGAUGAAAAGGAGCGCGUGCCAGAGAGGAUAGCCGCUUUAACCUUGGCGCAUGAGAUGGGCCACAGUUUCGGCGCCCACCACGACGACAAUUUCCCAAACCCGGAGUGCCGCGGAUACCUCAUGGGCUCGCAGUCCACCGCGGCUGAUAGUGGCAUGAACUUCGAAUUCUCUAUGUGCAGCAAGCGGCUCAUAGCUGCCACUCUGAGCAGCAUGAGCUACUGCCUGUCAGAGGAAGACAGGCCUUAUUGCGGUAAUGGUAUUGUGGAAGAAGGCGAAGCAUGUGACUGCGGUCUCCCAUCACGGUGCAGCCACAGAGACCCUUGCUGCACCCCGCGAGCUGGCGGAGCGCUGGUUUUUGAUGAGGGAGCCCUACAUAAAGAAGGCUGCUCAGUGGCGCCCUCUGCGGUGUGCCACCCCUCCCAAGGACUGUGCUGCAACUCCAAGUGCCAGUAUGCGGACCUCUCGAAUAGCGGUAUUGACUGCAAACGGCAAGAGAGUGAAUGCACAUGCGUGAGCGAGGCCACUGAGUGUCGCUGCGGACUCAACGGGCGUUGCUUCGAGGACGGUAGCUGUCAUGCGGCCGAGUGCGCCAUAUUGGGGCUGCGGGAGUGCCCCUGUCCGAAGAAGGGACCGGUAUGACACUUUUUCCAGGGUGGCACAAUCGGUUCCCUAAACAUGUGUAGCAUAUGCUGCGAGUUGAACCGCACCGUGGGAGAGAACGGAGGCCUGUGCAUGGGAGCGGAACUGGCCGCCAGAGAGCUGGUGGCUAUUGGCACAAAGCUGCCCGAAAACUGGCCGGACGAGGACUAUAGAGGACCAAACGUGUCAAUCCGCCUGUGCAAGAACGAGCAGUGCAAAAUAGCGGAGCUUCGCGCGUGGACGCCGGGAAGUGCGUGCGUCACGCGUAACGCAGUCGGAGUGUGCGCACCUCGAGGAGUCUGCAAGCAGAGCUACCUUACACCACGCUCGAACAUCUACCCCGACAUUAUGAGAGUAAAAUUUUUGGAUCAACGUAGAAAAUCUUCAACAUGCUGGCGGCCAUCGACUAUGCAUUGCUUAAUACCAUUUGCUCUAACCAUGAUUGUUAAGUGA
Ostrinia furnacalis (Asian corn borer) is the source of this 1635-nucleotide messenger RNA. Its product is annotated as disintegrin and metalloproteinase domain-containing protein 10. The record is from RefSeq and is a predicted model, not a curated record. The transcript has 11 exons. Gene Ontology annotation, biological process: membrane protein ectodomain proteolysis; Notch signaling pathway. Gene Ontology annotation, molecular function: metalloendopeptidase activity. Gene Ontology annotation, cellular component: plasma membrane. NCBI's taxonomy places the organism in Eukaryota, Metazoa, Arthropoda, Insecta, Lepidoptera, Crambidae.